AUGGCAAGCAAGUUCAGAAAUGCCAACUGGUUGAAAGUAAACGGCUUUGCACCUCAAAUAUUCCUGUUUCGUAACAUCGAAUCAGGACAAGUGAUCUAUUCUCAAACUCCUCAUGUAGGCAAGUACCAGAUAAAACAACAGUUUUUUAGGCCCAAUUGGGAGAACAGAAAACCGUCCAAGAGAAGAGAUCUUUGGAGACCUAUGGCAGUGGCGGAGUUUGAAAAUUACCAAAAGGCCAUACAAGCGUACCAUGCAUUAGUUGAGUUAAGAUAUAUGAGAGAAGUGUCCAAAAGAAAGGAAGCAGAGACAUUAAGAAGAAGAAAUGAAUAUCAGCAGAUAUGGUAUUCGGGCCAAUACAGACCAACGUGGUCGCAGGAAGCUACCAGCGACCUUAGUACGGUGGUGGAUGAGUUCAAAUUAAAGACUAAGAUAUACUGGGACAGUUUAUGGAGGAAAGGCCAGGAUAAGUGCUGGAAUACAGAGCUAGUACAACACACAGAGAUGGAUCAAAUGAGCCCUAGAGACAAGUUUGUUGUGCUAGACGAAAUUAGAGAGAAGGCGUUGAAAUGA
Messenger RNA from Brettanomyces nanus, 570 nucleotides. RefSeq lists its product as uncharacterized. Gene Ontology annotation, biological process: positive regulation of mitochondrial DNA replication; DNA recombination. Gene Ontology annotation, molecular function: DNA strand exchange activity; single-stranded DNA binding; structural constituent of ribosome. The transcript has a single exon. Lineage: Eukaryota; Fungi; Ascomycota; Pichiomycetes; Pichiales; Pichiaceae. Bases 1 to 570 code for a protein of 189 amino acids. Gene Ontology annotation, cellular component: mitochondrial large ribosomal subunit; nucleus. The record is from RefSeq and is a predicted model, not a curated record.